GGAUGAAAUGGUAAAGAGAAUGUCAGAGAGAGGAAGAAAUAGAGCGUGAGGAGGAAGCUGGCCCCGAUGCAGGGGGGCACAAACUGGGGUUCCCCUGGACUGUGACAGAAGGUUUGUGAAACCCUGGAAAUCCGCAGAGCACAGAUGACUCUAUGUGGUUCAUCCGGCUUUCAACACAUCCAUUGACCCUCCCUGCUUACAUGGAUGCACACAAGCUUCCCCGCCUUCAGGCUUGUGCAUGACGGACUCCGUGGAGACAAGCCAACGGAACGUCCCUUCCCCCGAGCCCUUGAGGCUACCGUCCCAGAGAGUUAGCCCAUCAUGAAACCCAUCAAGCAGUCUCUCCAAGUGGCGUUUCUUCUGAUUCUUCAUUACAGCCCCAUCUCUCAAGCGUGGAGUUCCACCCUGCCCAGCACAAUCCAAGCCCUCCAGGGCUCUUGUGUGGUCAUUCCAUGCUCCUUCACCUACCCAGGAUCCCGGGAUUCCUGGGGUGGAAAAUUCAGUGUCGCUUGGUACCAGUACCGCUCCAGAGGCUACCCAGAGAUCUACAACAGCAAAAGCCCGGACACGAUCUUGCCUGAGUACCAGGGACGGACGGAGGUGCUUGGAGACUUGGAGAUGGGGAACUGCACCCUCAGCAUCAAUCCAGUGCGCAGAGACGAUUCCAUGAGCUACUAUGUCUGGAUCAACCCUGAUUCCGUCAGACACCGGUUCUAUGACAUCACGGUCCAGGUGGAAGUCGUAGAUUCCCCAAGCCAACUGGAACUGAGCGACCCGGGUUUGAUGACAGAAGGCGAUCGUACCCUGGUUACUUGUUCAACCCUGCACACCUGCCCCUUGGCGCCGCCUCGCCUCACCUGGAACCUUGUGGGAGCCAAGCCGGUCACCAUCCAGGAGCGCCUCGCGGGGGGAGCCUGGCGGACAGAAUCCGGGUUUAACUACACCCCUUCCCAUAAGGAUCACGGCAAAUACCUGCAGUGCACGGCCACUUUCCCGAACCAGCAGCAGUCUCGCAAUGGGAUCUACUUGCAAGUGAAAUAUUCUCCAAAAAACGCGGCCAUCUCUGUAGUGGGAAACCCAGUCCUAAAAGAAGGGGACAGCGUCACCCUGCGUUGCAGCAGCCAAAGUAACCCUCCGCCUAUCAGCUAUCGCUGGUUCUUUGGACCCCGCAAGGCUCCACUGCGGGCAGCCGGCACUGGACCAGAAGUGAGGCUGACAAACAUCCGGAGGGACUCGGGGCCGUUCCACUGCGUUGCGGAGAAUGACGUUGGGAUGGGAGAAGAUUCGCCACCCACCUACCUUAACGUGGAGUACAAACCUGUCAUCCUCCCGGAAGGGAACUGUACCAUCUCAAGGACCGGAGAGACCAUCACCUGUUAUUGUGUAGCAGAGGGAAACCCUUUACCCAGCGUCGAGUGGCGUCUCCCGAACCACACCUUCCCUGGGGACUUCAACAGCUCCGAGCUGCAGGCGGCUUCAGCUUCUUGGGGGCAAGCGGUCAUCGGGGUGCUGAGGGGCCCCUCCUCCAGUCUGGCCAACGUCUCCUGCGUAGCCGCCAACCAGCACGGCCCCAGUCAAAUCAUGCUGCCCACCAUCCAGGCAGGAGACAUGACGCUUUUGCUCAUGGCAGGCGGAGGGGCUGUCGGAGGCCUCCUCUUCCUGACGCUGAUGGGGACUGUGGCAUACAAAAUGGUGACCAGCAGGAAAAAGGAACAGGGGCAAGAGGAGGAGGAAGAGGAGGAAGAUCCGACACUGUUUGUUACAGACGGAAACUUGGAGCAGAAGGCAUCUCUUAAAACAGAAAAACCAUCCAAAGGAAAAAAAGAGGAAGAGUAUAAUAUGUACAGCAAGUCCAAAGCACGAGGGAGCCCAACAACUGAUAACGACCUCAGCACUGAGACCUACGAGACCAUGGGGAUUUCAGAAGAUUAUGAGAAUUUACCCGCCGGGGCAUCUGCCGGCCAUUAUGGGAACCGGAGCGGCUGGCAGGCCACUUCUGGCAACGACCAGAUCUACUCCAAUGUCUGACCCAAGAAGAAGGGAAGCCAAAGGAGCAGCCCAAAUCUCUUUUUUUCCCUAUUUAACAAGUGCUUGUAUAACUAGAAGUAAAACUAGCUAGAGCAAGGAGUGUGAUCGGACAGGAGGACUGGGGAGGAGUGGUAUCCAGUAAGGAGGGCCAAGAGGACACAACUUCGUAGGGUUCCUCAACUUGCAAGGACUACCUCCAUUUCCUGGGGAGCCUUGUUAAUAAUAUAAAUCCUUGGAACUCCCUGCUCCAGGAAACAGUAUUAGCAUUAACCCCCAAGAUUUUCUGACUUCCAAGACAUGGGCAAAUAUUUAUGGCAUUACUUCUUCCUUGAGGGGGGGGGGAAUGUUUUUGAUCUUCUCCUACAUCUUCUGGCCCUCCUACGUCAAGGGUAUAGUUAGCAAUAAGUUGGGUAGCAGGGUCAUCCUGCUGAAGGAUGUGAAGAAGUGGCUGUUUUAAUCCCUUUCUACUACUUUUUUUUUCUAAGACUGUGCUCUUUCCUGCUGUGCUGAGCCCAUUGUGUCAGUGGAUUUUACUGUCAGACUUUCAAAGUAUAUGUCUCUAUUUUUGUACUUUCA
Molecule: messenger RNA, 2604 nt
Organism: Pogona vitticeps (central bearded dragon)
Lineage: Eukaryota; Metazoa; Chordata; Lepidosauria; Squamata; Agamidae
Product: B-cell receptor CD22
Source: RefSeq, a predicted model, not a curated record